This is a messenger RNA of Aegilops tauschii subsp. strangulata, 1713 nucleotides long. RefSeq names its product acetylserotonin O-methyltransferase 1. Gene Ontology annotation, molecular function: protein dimerization activity; O-methyltransferase activity. The record is from RefSeq and is a predicted model, not a curated record. Lineage: Eukaryota; Viridiplantae; Streptophyta; Magnoliopsida; Poales; Poaceae.
ACGUGCUCUAGCUGGAAGGAGCACCGGAUUACACACGCACACAUACAUCCAAAGCUAGCUUGCAUUUCAUUUGCGGUGCACACAGGUAGCUAGCUAGCCCGGCACCAUGACGCUCAAGCUCUUAAUGGAAGUGAGCCCGCAGGAGCUGCUGGAGUCCCUCGCCGAGCUCCAGAACCACGUGCUCGGCUACGUCAAGUCUACGUCGCUCAAGUGCGCCGUGGACCUCGGCAUCCCGGCCACCAUCCAUAAGCGCGGCGGCACCGCCACCCUGGCCGACAUCGCGGCCGACGCCAAGGUGCACCCGGCCAAGGUCGCCGACCUCCGCCGCAUGAUGGCGCUGCUCAGCGCCUCGGGCAUCUUCACCACCACCGCCGCCGGCACCGGGGACGACGACGGUGCUGCCGACGACACGGCCGCCGUGCAGUACGGGCUGACCACCACGGGCCGCUUCCUCGUCGGCUGGCGCAACCUGUCCCCCGUGGCGCCCUUCUUCGUCAACCCUCUCAUCGUCUCCUCCUUCUUCGACCUGCCUGACUGGCUCAGGAGCGAGCCGGCGCCGGCCGGCGCUGGCUCCCUGUUCGAGCAGGCGCAUGGCUGCUCCAGGCAGGAGAUGGUGGGCAAGGACGCCGGGUUCGGCAGCGUCCUGAGAGACGCCAUGACCGCCGACAGCGAGCUCUUCCUGGAGGUCAUUAUUGUUGACAAGGGCCGCAUCUUCCGCGGCGUGAGCUCCCUCGUCGACGUCGGCGCCGGCAACGGCGCCGGCACGCGGGUGGUGGCCAAGGCGUUCCCGCGCAUCAAGUGCACCGUGCUGGACCUUCCUCAAUCCGUCGGCCAGGCAGCCGCCGCCGGCGACGGCAACCUGAGUUUCGUCGCAGGUGACAUGUUUGAAUCCAUUCCGCCGGCGGAUGCUGUCCUGCUCAAGAAUGUUUUGCAUGACUGGGGCCACGACGACUGCGUCAAGAUACUUCAACGUUGCAAGGAAGCCAUCCCCGCUAGGGGCGCCGGAGGGAAGGUGAUAAUCAUAGAUAUGGUAAGAGGGUCUCUGCUCGGCGAUAAGAAGAUCGGCGAGAUGGAAGCCAUGCAGGACAUGUUCGCGAUGUGCACCAACGGGGUGGAACGGGACGAGAGCGAGUGGAAGAGGAUCUUUUCCGGUGCUGGAUUCAGCGACGAUUACAAGAUCAUGCCGGUGUUGGGUCCCUUAUCAGUGAUGGAGAUCUACCCAUGAGAACGCGGCGAAAUAGGCCAUACUAAUGGACAUGAUAUGUUGCACGUAUAUACCCGAUCGAACUCAAGCACGUUUGUUUGCAUAUGUGCACAUGAACUAUGUGUGUUGUUAAUAAGCAGGCUACCUUGUUAACAUGCCUGUCUUGUCAUUUUUUAUUUCUUCAGCCCGUUAAUUAAGAGUAGCAAUUUCCAGAAUUAUUAUUGUAUUUUUAUGAAACUAUAUAUUAUGUUGAGAUCGAUAGUUGGAAAAAAAAAUCUCCCUGAGCAAGGUAAAAAAAUAUAUGAUAUAUUGUGCGUACAUCUGAACUCCAACACAUUUGUUUGUAUGUCGGCACCAACUAUGUAUUUUGUUAAUAAGCAGGCUACCUUGUUAACAUGCCUAUGUUGUCAAUUUUAUAUCUUCUAUUAGUUAAGUGUAACUAUUUCAAAAAUUUAUUAUUAUAUUCUAUAUGCCAUGUUGAGGUUGAUGGUUGGAAUUUAUUUUUCUGA